AUGAGUGGGGGGGUCUAUGGAGGAGAUGAGGUGGGGGCGCUCGUCUUUGACAUCGGCUCGUUCUCAGUCCGAGCCGGCUACGCCGGAGAAGACUGCCCCAAGGCGGAUUUCCCCACCACGGUGGGGCUGCUGGCCCCCGAGGAGGCGGCGCUGGAGCUGGACGGGGAGAAGGAGAAGAAGCCGGGGAAGGUUUAUUACAUCGACACCAACUCGCUGCACGUCCCGCGGGAGAACACGGAGGUCCUGUCGCCCCUCAAGAACGGCAUGAUCGAGGACUGGGACUGUUUCCAGGCCAUUCUGGAUCACACGUACGGGAAACACGUCAAGUCGGAGCCCGGCCUGCACCCCGUGCUCAUGUCCGAGGCGCCGUGGAACACCCGGGCCAAGCGGGAGAAGCUGACCGAGCUGAUGUUCGAGCAUUACGCCAUCCCGGCCUUCUUCCUCUGCAAGACUGCCGUGCUCACCGCCUUUGCCAAUGGGCGCAGCACGGGGCUGGUGCUCGACAGCGGCGCCACCCACACCACAGCCAUCCCCGUGCACGACGGUUACAUCCUGCAGCAAGGCAUCGUGAAGUCGCCGCUGGCCGGGGAUUUCAUCUCCAUGCAGUGCCGGGAGCUCUUCCAGGAGAUGAACAUCGAGAUCGUGCCCCCCUACAUGAUCGCUGCCAAGGACCCUGUGCGUGAGGGGGCCCCCCCCAACUGGAAGAAGAAGGAGAAGCUGCCCCAGGUCUCCAAAUCCUGGCACAACUACACCUGCAAUGAGGUGAUCCAGGAUUUCCAGGCCUCGGUGCUACAGGUCUCCGACUCGCCAUAUGAUGAGCAGGUGGCCGCCCAGAUGCCCACCGUGCACUACGAGAUGCCCAACGGCUACAACACGGACUACGGGGCCGAGCGGCUGCGCAUCCCCGAGGGGCUGUUCGACCCCUCCAACGUCAAGGGUCUCUCCGGGAACACCAUGCUGGGCGUCGGCCACGUGGUCACCACCAGCAUCGGCAUGUGUGAUAUCGACAUCAGGCCGGGUCUCUACGGCAGCGUCAUUGUGACCGGGGGCAACACGCUGCUCCAGGGCUUCACCGACCGGCUGAACCGCGAGCUGUCGCAGAAAACGCCCCCCAGCAUGCGCCUCAAACUCAUCGCCAGCAACAGCACCAUGGAGCGGAGAUUCAGCCCCUGGAUUGGGGGGUCCAUCCUUGCCUCGCUGGGCACUUUCCAGCAGAUGUGGAUCUCCAAGCAGGAGUACGAGGAGGGUGGGAAGCAGUGCGUGGAGCGGAAGUGCCCCUGA
This is a messenger RNA of Emys orbicularis (European pond turtle), 1281 nucleotides long. RefSeq names its product actin like 6B (gene ACTL6B). The transcript is spliced from 14 exons. Bases 1 to 1281 code for a protein of 426 amino acids. Gene Ontology annotation, cellular component: NuA4 histone acetyltransferase complex; SWI/SNF complex. The record is from RefSeq and is a predicted model, not a curated record. Lineage: Eukaryota; Metazoa; Chordata; Testudines; Emydidae. Gene Ontology annotation, molecular function: chromatin binding. Gene Ontology annotation, biological process: nervous system development; regulation of transcription by RNA polymerase II; chromatin remodeling.